This is a messenger RNA of Dichomitus squalens LYAD-421 SS1, 2104 nucleotides long. Its product is annotated as enolase C-terminal domain-like protein. The transcript has 8 exons. Lineage: Eukaryota; Fungi; Basidiomycota; Agaricomycetes; Polyporales; Polyporaceae. Gene Ontology annotation, biological process: carbohydrate catabolic process; amino acid catabolic process. Bases 78 to 1487 code for a protein of 469 amino acids. The record is from RefSeq and is a predicted model, not a curated record. Gene Ontology annotation, molecular function: magnesium ion binding; L-fuconate dehydratase activity.
AGCACCCAUGACGGUCAUGCCGCACCUUCUCCUUCUCCAGCCUUGCUUCACCUGCAGCUGAGUCAGAAAGCGCCAGGAUGUCGCCCAAGAUCACUGGAUACAAGACCCAUGACAUCCGCUUCCCAACAUCGCUUAGCGGCGAUGGGACAGAUGCCAUGAACACAGACUGCGACUACUCGUCAGCGUAUGUCAAGCUCUACACAGAUUCGGACCUUACCGGCUACGGGAUGACGUUCACUAUCGGCCGUGGUAAUGACAUCGUAUGCGCUGCGAUCCGAGAGCUGGCGAAACGCUUGGUUGGAAAGGAUGUUGAAGAGUUAUUUGCAAACAUGGGCAAGACCUGGGACUACCUUUCGGCAGACUCCCAGCUUCGGUGGAUCGGUCCGGAAAAGGGAGUAAUCCAUAUCGCGCUUGGCGCGGUGGACAACGCGCUGUGGGAUAUGUUCGCCCGCGCCCGUGGCAAGCCCUUGUGGAAGCUCGUUGUCGACUUCACUCCGGAGGAGAUCGUGAACGCCACCGCAUUCCGCUACAUCACAGACGCGCUCACGCGCGAGGAGGCGCUGGCGAUUCUCCAGGAGAAGGCGGCGUCCCGGGCGGAGCGCGAGGCCAAGGUGCGCGAACUCGGCUACCCGGCGUAUGUCACCUCCGCGGGUUGGCUGGGGUAUAGCGACGAGAAGGUCGCCCGUCUCACGCGCGAGGCGGUCGAGCAAGGUUUCAACCACUUCAAGAUGAAGGUCGGCGCCAACCGCGAGUCCGACCUCCGCCGGGGCAAGAUCAUCCGAUCCAUCAUCGACGACCCGCAGUACCUGCCCGCGGGAGUCAAGCCUAGGGACCCUAACGGGCCCGAUUUGGCUGGAAAGAAUGCUGGGCCGACUGGCAGCGUGCUCAUGAUUGACGCGAAUCAGGUCUGGGACGUGCCAGUGGCGAUUGACUACGUCAAGAGCCUCGCGGAGAUCAAGCCAUGGUUCAUCGAAGAGCCUACGGCUCCCGAUGACAUCCUCGGUCACGCCGCUGUACGCAAGGCAUUGAAGCCAUAUGGGAUCGGUGUCGCAACGGGCGAACACGCCCACAAUCGCAUAGUCUUCAAGCAGCUGCUUCAAGCGAACGCCAUCGACGUUGUUCAGAUCGACUCUUGCCGGCUCGCUGGUGUCAGCGAGGUUCUCAGCGUUCUUCUGUUGGCUGCCAAGUUCGGCGUCCCAGUCUGUCCGCACGCGGGGGGAGUCGGUUUGUGCGAAUACGUUAUCCACUUGAGUUUGAUCGACUACAUCGCCAUCUCUGGGACAAUGGAGCGCAACGUCCUGGAAUUCGUCGACCACCUGCACGAACACUUCUUGUACCCAUGCUCGAUCAACAAGAACGGUCGUUACAACGUCCCCGACAACACGCAGGAGGGUUACAGCAUCGAGAUGCACGAGAAGAGCAUCAACGAGUACGAGUACCCUAAUGGCACAUACUGGAGGAGUCGCGGCGUUGCGCCGAGCGCAUGAUCAGACCAGGUCGUGUGGAGCUAGUGUUGCGGUAUGAAGUCUACGAUCAAAGUCAAAAAAUGACGUGUACGUAUCACGUAGCAGUGUAUUUGAGUCGGCGAUCUGCAACCCGUCACGCCAUACCAUGGCAGGUCAGUACGCCGUGUGUGCCCCGGUGUGGCCAAUCCAUACCGCAUCCGGUCCGAGGAUAUCAGUAACUGAGGAACAAACGCCGAGUAUAUUGUGAUCCAUGCCUGCCACACGGACUGGGAUCUCCCCAACCCUGUCCAUUCGUCGCCAGCCUCACCGUGAGCAGCCCGUCUCUCAUAUAACCGAAAACGGUGAACUAUGACGAGCAGAUCGUGCACCGCGCCUCUGUAUGCUGCUACACACCACAACUAAGCACAUCAGACAACCGUUGAGCUCCCAUUCUGCGCAGCUGGCGCGUCUACGCAGCAAUGUUCACAAUCUCAGCUUUCAAGCAGCGCCUGCCUCCCCCACCCAAGGAGCACCUAAAAGGAUCGCCGCGACGUCGAGUUUGGCACACUCUCACAUCGGGUCUAAUGACCGAGAAAGGCCGCUGCCCUGAAGUCUAUUGGUAGACUGGUAACUCCAUCAAUGGAGCGAGGGAGGGAUAC